AUGUUAAACAUUUGCUCCUUUUGGGAAAUUAAUCCUCUAACUAAUAGAGUGAGAGUUCGCGCCCCAAAAACAAAAGCAGAGCCGUAUCCCGACUAUGAUACCGAGGAAGAGGGCACCGCCAAGCUACUUGCAGGACUUUGCAACCGGAAAAUACCUCGAGGACAGGCUAGACGGUCUCGACGAAUUAGAGGUCAAGCGCCUCGAGACCGAGGCGAGGAAGCGAGUGAGCUCGAGUCCGGCUUUGAAGAGGAAACGGGGUCGCCCACGAAAGGUGAAACAACCCUUAACGGAGCAAACAAUUACGACUACUCUGAAUCCGAGAUCAGCGACGACUAUUCAAAAUCUUCAAGACGGCGCGAAGUCAAAUCAAGAGGUCGGAAAAGGCGGAGAGUUGGAUCAAUGGACGAAGACAGUAUCGAAGAAAGUCAACCAGUUGCGAGGCGUAAACGAAGAAGAAUUGAAGCGCCUAAAGAAGUACGACGAAAAAGGAGGAAAAACGACGAUGGCUAUACUAUCACCAGCGAUGAUUUCAGAAAAUUCAGGGAUUCAAUUUAUGACGCAACUCAUCGCAGCCAGAAAUCCAAAAACAGGCGAAUUGAAAUUUCCUCAGGAACUGAUAGUGAGCAAAUUUCCGACUUCAACGAUCAAGAUGACAGAUCUUCUACCAAGAGCGACUCCAAAAGCGCCGACGAGUCUCAAUUCUCGGACGAUGAUAAUGACAAACGAAACGCCCGGGAUGGAAGAAAAAAUUCAAGAAAUCCAAGAGAGCACUCCGUCAUUGUCGAGAACCCCGCGUACAACUUCCACAAGCGAAAAACUGAAAAAAAUCGGGCUCCCGCUGGACGAGUUAUUACAGUUAGAAAGCCCAAAGAGUCUGAGAAAUCUGAACAGCUCCCCAAAUCUCGAAAAAGGGGUAGACCUAGUAACUCAAUUUCAACAAAACGGGCCCCAGCAAAGCGGAGACGAAAAUCUCCUGAAUACAGCGAGAAUGAAGGCACCACCUCCGACACUGGAGACAACAACGAGGACGACGAGCCCGUUCUCGAAUCAACAGCCAACUUCUGGUCCCGCUAA
This is a messenger RNA of Oikopleura dioica, 1074 nucleotides long. The record is from the annotation of a GenBank genome assembly. Lineage: Eukaryota; Metazoa; Chordata; Appendicularia; Copelata; Oikopleuridae.